Symbiodinium sp. CCMP2456 is the source of this 1518-nucleotide messenger RNA. Lineage: Eukaryota; Dinophyceae; Suessiales; Symbiodiniaceae. The record is from the annotation of a GenBank genome assembly.
AUGACGCGGUUGCCGCGUGGAGCAUUCAUUCCUCCCGAGUGCAGCCCUCAUGGUCACGGCCUUUCUAUCUUUGGCUCUCCAUCCUCCGGAGGUUACUCGCCGCAUUAUGCGCCCGUAUGUUUGCCGUCUCCAGGCUCUCCGAACAUCCAAGAUUGCAAACACGACAUCCGGUACAUUCACAAAGAGGAGGUCCAUGAGAAGCUCGUUCCUCGGGAGAGGCGCCACAGCGUUGAGGUGCAAAGGCCCAAGCUGGUGCCGGGUGCGGUUGUUCACUCAGACUAUGCAGUUGAAGUCCCAACUCAGCAGCUGGUGGAGAAGCCCGAACUGCACUACAAAGACAUCACCUACGAGCGGCCUCGAGUAAGGGAACGGUUGGAGAAGGUCACCUAUGAUCAGCCUGUGGAAAUGCCCCAGGUUGUGAAGGUCCCAAAGGUUGUUGAGGACAGAAAGAUCUACACGGUUGAGGUUGUAGAAGAGGAAGAGAUAGUUGAGAUUCCCACGUACACAACUUUGGUGGAAGUUCCGCAUGUGCAGGUCGUGGAGAGGCCUGUGGAUGUUCCCAAAAUCUGCCCAACCUACAAAGAUGUGGAAGUGCCUCAGCUUCAGAUCAUCCAGCGCGAAGUCCAGGUGCCGAAGGUGCACCUGCAGGAGGUACCGAAGCCGGUGGAGGUGACAAGGGUCAAGUUCGCAGAGCGGGAUGUGGAGGUGCCGAAGUUUCAACUCGAACCGCGCAUGAUCGAGGUCCCCAAGUUCGAGUGGCAGGAGGAGCUACACACGGUUACCAAGUUUGACGUCCAGAAGGUUCAAAGGACAGUGGAAGUCCCUCAUGUCCGCAAGGUGAAGAAAUAUGUUGAAGUGCCGCAACCUCCGCAAGUCAUCCCAUUGAGUGAGAUUGUUCCAACACACACUCCCCAGCCUCAGUCUCAUACUGCCCCUAUGCCUUCCAUGGUGUCGCAAUGCGCUGUCCCAUACUGCAUGGUACCCUGCAUCCCUAUGCCGGUGCCUAUGUCUGCAGGGCAUUGCUGCUCCGACUGUCGGGGAGAUUGCUACCCAGUGCCGAUCAUUGGACAUCAUGAACGCCCUUGGCAUGGACAGUCAGGGCAGUGGCAUCAGACCAGUGGCUUCGUGACGAGUGAUGUGAAGGAUGAUGCAACCACACCUUCAACACGGGCACCUGGAUCACCAGUGUCGCGACUGUCGCGAUCCCAAUCAGCAAUGCUGGGACACUAUUCACCCAUGGUGCCACAUGGAGGGAGGAUCGUAGCAGCUUCACCAAGUCCAUCACCGAUGAGGUCCUUGUCGCCAAUGGUCCAGGCGCGUUCAGUGGCAGGGCAUUACUCGCCCAUGAUGCCGAGGCCAUUUCACCCUGGACUUCCGGGCCAUCAUUCGCCCAUGCCGGCGCCUCGUGUGGUGCCGCCGUUCUCCCAGUUCCCAACGGCCUCUACACCUCACCUGACAGGGCAAGGAAUUCCUCAACACGUUUCCACACGUGCAACGCUGCCAGCCGGUGUGAAUUGA